AUGGAUGCGAGCGGUGCCGUCACCUCCGAGCCAUACGGUGGUAUUUUGAGAGUCUUAGUAGAGGCAUGCGCGAGUUUCUCAAGGCUAACAGUGUCAGGUCACUUCCUCUUGCAGUGUUGGGUAGACCUUCUGCUUACUGAAGAGCAUUCGAAUCAUGCUUGUGCAUCUCUGUGCACAGGUGAACCCGAGCCUUGCACAGAGGAGUAUUACCUAAUUGCCAGCAAGGCACGAGCAAGCAACCCUGCGGCGGCGCUGCGCGCUACUAGUUUUUGUCCGAGCGCUGCUACAGCGACGCGAGAGUUCAGCGUUGCCGCACUGUCUAAUGAAGCACGAGAAACAGUUGCUGCGAGCAAGUGCGUGGUAGCAUCUAGACAACGGUGGCAGAGGGCCGCAGAUGCUGCGGCAAGGGAACGCGCCGCGAGCACCCUUGCUGCAGCUGGCCUAGUUGCGGCUCCUAAGGAUCGUAGUGCUAUCGAAACAGUGGAUGCUGAAGCUAGAUCUUUUCUGCUCCGGCUUCUGCAGCAGCCUCAGCUGAGCACCACACCCGCCCGUUCCCCGUUAGGUGGCACCGGAAAUGCUGCAGGAAAAAACGCAGCACCAACAAACACAUGUCAUCCGCAGCCAGUCUUGCUGCUCAGUUGCAGCGGCGGCUCGGACAGCACUGCCCUGCUGCAUGCAACUGCGCGCUCUUUAGGCCUUGGUGCUGCUACUCCUUUUGCUGUUGCUGCUGCCGCUGCCGCUACUGGCUCUACGGAGCAAAAGCAGCAGCAGCAACACAGAACCCAGUUGCAAGGCACUUCUGAUAGCGCAUCUGGCACUGCCACAACGCGCUGUUACAACAACAGCAGCGAACGCGAUGGAGGAUUAGCCGCGUACUGCGAGAUGGGUGGCGUCGGCUUGCGCGUUGCAGCGGUAUACUUCAAUCAUAGGUUGAGAGACGAGGAAGUAGAGAUUGAGAAGAAGCAUCUUAGGGCCAUGUGCCAGGCGUAUGGGCUGCCGUUACAUUGCAUCGCAAUGCCUGACCGCCUGUUGCGUCAAUGCACAACACAGCGCGAGGAGGAGCAAGAAGACCAUCCUUCCAGUAGACGCGGUAGCAAGGCCUCGCCGCAGCAGCUCAUGCGCAACUGGCGAAGAAGUGAAACAAAAGCCCUUCUAAUCCGUAUGCUGCAGCAAGAAGAGCAGCAGCAUGAGCAACACCAGCAAAGGGGUUUUGUUCUUACCGGGCAUCAUGCAGACGAUCAACUAGAGACGAUUUUUUUGAAGCUUCUGAGAGGCGUGCAUCUCCUUAACCUGCACGGUAUGGAACCCCUUGCGACGAUUUCGGAUGACAGCGUCCCCCAGCAGCAAGCCAGCCAAGCCCUUGGAAGUGGCUGGUGCGAGGACUCCUCUAACAAAAGCUGCAAGUAUCUCAGGAACGCCUUCCGCUGCAAGGUUUUGCCUGUCCUAGCCAACUUUACGCAGCACGCAUUUGGUGUGCCCGUGCCAGAAUCUGCCGCGCCUUCAGCGGCAGCGAGCUCUGCAGCACUAGCUGUCGCAAGCCACAAUCUGGAAACGAGUCCAUCUGCACUCACGUUAGGACGCUCAGAUACAACGGCAGCACCAGUAGCAGACAUGACGGCACCAACGCACGCAAUGGCUAGUCGCGGGUUCGCUGCUUUGCGACGCCGCAUGGACCUGCUGCAUCGACAAGUGACACUGCUGAAGCUACACAUCCAUCAAGAGGCCGCGGCAUGGGAGCGCGUAAACCUUAGCUUGGCUUCGAAUUCUGCCGCUGCAAUGAGCGCGAAGUCUGCUAUUGCUGCAACGGAUGUUGUAGCAAAAGUGCAUCUUGCUGGAGCCGCCGUAGAGCCACCCUGUCCACCAGCAAGCCCAACGGCAGAAGCCGCAACACCAACGGCAACGGUUGCAGAUGCAGGUGCACGAACAGAGGAGCGGCUGCAAGGGCAGCAAGUGUCAGCGCUCCCCCUUCGUGCCUGGUCUGAAGUCGCCUCCGAGUUCGUGCGGCAGCAGUUGCUGUACCGUUGGCUUAUUAGAGGGAUGGAAGGCCACGAUGUUUUGCCACAAACGGUGGAAGACCUUGCAUCUCGUCUUUCAAAGGCAGCCGCAUGCAGCGGCAUCAGGAAGAGGGCCUGGAGGCUAGACGUCGGGGGUGGUUUUUCGGUGGAGCUUCAAGGGCAGCAUGCAGUCCUUCGUCGGACGCCCUUCCCUUUGCCCCAGCAGGAGCCUCAGUAA
Cyclospora cayetanensis is the source of this 2232-nucleotide messenger RNA. RefSeq lists its product as uncharacterized. NCBI's taxonomy places the organism in Eukaryota, Apicomplexa, Conoidasida, Eucoccidiorida, Eimeriidae. The record is from RefSeq and is a predicted model, not a curated record. The coding region runs from base 1 to 2232 and encodes 743 amino acids. The transcript is spliced from 6 exons. Gene Ontology annotation, molecular function: ligase activity, forming carbon-nitrogen bonds; ATP binding. Gene Ontology annotation, biological process: tRNA processing.